Molecule: messenger RNA, 618 nt
Organism: Bacidia gigantensis
Lineage: Eukaryota; Fungi; Ascomycota; Lecanoromycetes; Lecanorales; Ramalinaceae
Exons: 2
Coding region: 1-618 (205 amino acids)
Source: RefSeq, a predicted model, not a curated record
AUGACAGCAUUGACAGCAGUGAUCUUAGUACCAGCACCAGUGAAAGCAACAGUGCUAGUCUCGCUGCCACUAGCACCACUGGUAGUGCUCGAGCCACUGCUACCAGACCCAGACCCAGACCCAGAUCCAGACCCAGAGCUAGUAGAACCACCGGAGCUCGACGAGCCACUGCCAGACCCUGACGACCCACUUCCACUGCCGGAAGAUCCCAACCCCGAAGACGACGACGAGCCAGAGCCAGAAGUACCAGUGGUCGACCCACUGCUGGACCCGGACGAUCCACUUCCCGACCCCGACGACGAGCCCGCCCCCCCCCGUACUAGUCGUAUUGACCGCAGCCGCCUUAUACGCCUCGAGGGUAUUCUUCCCCGCCGGCUCAUUCACCACCAUACUCAUACCCUUCUGACAAUGGGUUCCCGUGGUCUGCGCGCAGAAGAUCCAGAUUGGUUUCGUAUCCUUGACGGUGACGACGAAGUUGCGGGGGCCGGGCCCGGCGGCGAGGGGUACGAAGCCGGAGAAGAAGCCGGGGUCGAGAGCCUUGCAGGGGGCGGUGAAGGAGGAUUGGACUACGCUGUGGUUUUUCGGGAAGAAGGAGAAUGUGAGCGUGUCGCCCGGUAA